Messenger RNA from Pelobates fuscus (common spadefoot toad), 5570 nucleotides. It is a transcript of the gene DLGAP1, whose product is annotated as DLG associated protein 1. The record is from RefSeq and is a predicted model, not a curated record. Gene Ontology annotation, cellular component: postsynaptic specialization; glutamatergic synapse. Bases 595 to 3525 code for a protein of 976 amino acids. Gene Ontology annotation, biological process: signaling. Gene Ontology annotation, molecular function: molecular adaptor activity. The transcript is spliced from 14 exons. NCBI's taxonomy places the organism in Eukaryota, Metazoa, Chordata, Amphibia, Anura, Pelobatidae.
CCUUGCCAGUCACUGACUGGACUAUCGGACUGACUUCUUACUGCCUUUCUUCCUUACUGCCUGCCGCACAAUACGUAUACUUGGUUCACUCUCUACACUACAGUGUGUUGCAAUCAGAAGAGCAACAGCCAGAGUGGAGCUCUCAGCGGAAGCUCUAUUCCUAUUCUCACAGCUUGGCUCACUGCCCAUUUGAAAGCCAUUCUAUGCAGGAUUUCACGAGCGUUCUCUCUGCCGUUCUGCUUGCUAUCAUUUUGCUCCAUCAUUCCGUGGUGAUUGAUCCAGGCUGUCAGGCAGAGAGAACUGUGUUUUGAUCCAUUUCCAGAAUGAUGUUCAUCCAACCAUUAUUAGGAUAAGGAAUCACUUUAAAUAGCUAUAUUGUAUAGCUGUUGUCAUUCUUAUAUUUUGUGGACAUUUCUCUAUACAACUAAAUGCUGAAAAUGAAACACUGACUAAAAGUAUUUGAAUAAGCCAGUGUGUCACUCAUAAUGACUUCAUGGGAUGUGAAGCAAUCACAGUAGGCACUGAUCAGGGGUAAAGUCCUUCACAUAACCAACUGGAAUAGUCAAUGAAUUGGAAAUAUCCUUCAGUUCAACAAUGAAAGGAUUAUCAGGCAGCCGUAGCCAUCAUCAUGGGGUUGUAUGUGAUUCGGUAUGUGAUACCCUUCCUCACCAUACAGAUCGAAAGCCAUAUUUGUUGAAUCCAGUAGAUCCUCAUCCUGCAGAUCAUCCCUACUAUGCUCAAAGGAACUCUUAUCCUGUGGAAUGCAUGAUGCCCUAUGAUCAGAUUGCCAGUAGUACAUUUCCAAGGAGACAUUACAGUUCUCAUCAUGAUCUUAAGGAUGAGUGUGCUCUAGUUCCCCAUGGAACAGUAGGAAAAGCAAACCGCCUUCCUACAAAUCUUUUGGACCAGUUUGAAAGACAAAUCCCUAUUAAUCGGGAUGGAUACCAUACCUUGCAAUACAAAAGAAGUGCAGUUGAGCACAGAAGUGACAGUCCAGGAAGGAUACGCCAUUUAGUUCACUCAGUCCAAAAACUUUUUACAAAAUCACAUUCUCUUGAAGGCCCAACAAAAGGAAAUGCCAAUGGAAAUAAAGCCACCUCUGAUGAAGUUCAAACAGUAAGGUAUGGCAAGCGGAGUAAAAGCAAAGAAAGAAGAGCAGAAGUAAAGCCCAGAGCUAACAUUACAGGGUGGUGGGGUUCACAAGAUAAUCUGGAUAAUGAUAUUUGCAUUUAUCAUGCUCCAACUACAGUCAUGACCAUGGGGAGAUGUCCAGAUCGUUCUACAUCCCAGUAUUUUAUGGACGCAUACAACACAAUUAAUGACCAUGCAUUAAAGUCAUCAAGAAGCAAUAAUGAUGUGAAAUGUAACACAUGUACAAAUUUACCUGUGAGCCUGGAUAGUCAGAUGUUAAAAAAAAGUUCUUGGGCAUCCACACUAACAGUGAGCAGGGCACGCGAAGUGUAUCAGAAACCUACAAUAAAUAUGGACCAGGCACUGAUGAAAUCUGAUUCAUGUCAACAAGAGCGAACAUGUCAGUACCUUCAGGUUCCACAAGAUGAAUGGAGUGGGUACAGUCCAAAAAGCAAAGAUGAUGAGAUUCCUUGCCGGCGAAUGCGCAGUGGCAGCUACAUUAAAGCCAUGGGAGAUGAUGACAGUGGGGACUCUGACACCAACAGCCCUAAGCAAACUCCAAAAAUCGCAGCACGAAGAGAAAGUUAUCUUAAGGCUACUCAACCAUCACUCACAGAACUCAGCACACUCAAAAUAUCAAAUGAACACUCUCCCAAACUUCAGAUACGAAGCCACAGUUACUUGAGGGCAGUAAGUGAAGUUUCAAUAAACAGGAGCAUGGAUACUCUGGAUCCAUCCGCUCUUCUGACAUCUCCUAAAUUUCGCUCGAGGAAUGAGAGUUAUAUGAGGGCAAUGAGUACAAUCAGUCAGGUCAGUGAAAUGGAGGUGAAUGGCCAGUUUGAAUCUGUUUGUGAGUCUGUAUUUAGUGAGCUUGAGUCUCAGGCUGUGGAUGCACUAGAUCUUCCAAUGCCAGGCUGUUUUCGAAUGAGGAGUCACAGCUAUGUAAGAGCCAUUGAAAAAGGAUGUUCCCAAGAUGAUGACAGUGUAUUGCUAAGGCCAUCAUCACCUCCACGCACAACUACCACAGUGAGGACCAUUCAGAGCAGCACCGUUUCAUCAUGCAUUACUACAUAUAAAAAGACACCACCUCCAGUACCACCAAGAAACACUACCAAGCCAUUCAUAUCAAUCACGGCUCAGAGUAGCACAGAGUCUGCCCAGGAUGCCUACAUGGAUGGUCAUGGCCAAAGGGGAGAUAUCAUUAGUCAAUCAGUGCUCAGUAAUUCCACUGAGAGCCUGGACAGCAUGAAAGCACUUACUGCUGCUAUAGAAGCUGCCAACGCUCAGAUCCAUGGCCCUGCCAGCCAGCACAUGGAGAACCUCGCCACACAGAAUGCCCACUCCAUGGCAGCUACCAUCACUGCGGAGGAAAGAAAAAGGAACCUAUUUAGGAAAAACCUGUCGAUUGGAAUACAGGUUGACGGGCCAGAGGAAGCAGCCAAAGCGCAGGAAAGACAAGAAGCUUUUCGCUACCAGUCCGUUGGAAUUCAAGUGGAAGAAGAAAGAGCGUUACGUCGACUGGCCCGGUCGAACAGUGUUACCGCUUCUGUGCAAGCAGAUCUGGACCUCAGGGAGCAUUUUGAAUGUCCAGUGGAACUGGCUGACCAGGAAUUUCAGUUCAGUCGGCCGCUGACCAAACAGUAUUCACGAGAUGCUUGUACUUCCACUGUCAGCAUCCAGGGCUCAGGCAACCAUUAUCAUGCUUGUGCAGUGGACGAGGACUUUGAUGCUGAUUUUGAUCCUUCCAUAUUACCUCCUCCAGAUCCAUGGAUAGAUUCUAUUACAGAAGAUCCAAUGGAAGCAGUUCACAGGUCGGUUUGUCACAGAGAUGGACAUUGGUUUUUAAAGCUUCUACAGGCAGAAAAAGAGAGAAUGGAGGGCUGGUGCCAGCAAAUGGAGCGAGAGGAACAAGAAAAUGACCUUGCCGAUCCCAUCUUAGAAAAGAUUCGCAGUGCAGUUGGUUGUGCGCAACUUUUAAUGUCGCAGAAAUUCUACCAGUUCAGAGAGCUCUGUGACGAGAACCUGAAUCCCAACGCUCACCCCAGGCCCACUUCUCAGGAUUUAGCUGGGUUCUGGGACAUGCUACAACUCUCCAUAGAAAACAUUAGCAUGAAAUUUGACGAACUUCAUCAGCUAAAGGCCAAUAACUGGAAACAGAUUGACCCUGUUGAUAAAAAGGAGAGACGGGUCCCUCCUCCCGUGCCAAAGAAGCCAUCGAAAGAUCAGGCCCCACUGGUCCGGGACAGGUCUCUGGAAAGUACAGAGAGACAACGGCAUGAUGCUCGGAAACGGCUAAUGUCUGCAAAGCGUGCUGCAUCUGUCCGACAGAACUCAGCCACAGAGAGUGCGGAUAGCAUUGAGAUCUACAUCCCAGAGGCUCAAACCAGGCUAUGAAGCCACCACAAGAAAGACUGGAGAUAUAAUAUACUGGGGAUAUAUUAUGUAUCAUAUCUAUUUACAUAUAUAAUAUAUCCUUUAGUUUGGUUGAAAAGAACACAAUCCCAUGUACAUGUAUCUGUAUUUUUCUCUUGUCUUUCUAUUGCUCUCUCUUUUAUUGCAGUUCUUUUUUCCUUACCUACUGCUUCCAUUAUUGUGUCCCCUAGUUGUGGUGUCAGCUGCCAUUUCUAUAAGGCUUUGAUAGCCCUGCUUUUUUUUUUCAAUGCCCACUCAUUUCACAAUUACGAUGCUCUUUGAACACAAAUCAACGAUGCCUCCAUCGCACAUGUUCAAUAGAACUGUCUCAUUUAUUUAUUUAUCAUUUUUACAUAUAAGGGGAAAGAAAAGGAAAACACAAACUCAGAUUUGUUCCUUUGUAUAAAAUGCAUUAUUAUGGCCCUGGUUCCUUCCUCCCUCCUUUUGUAUAGAGCUACAGCAGUCUUUAAUCUAGUGUACAGCAAUAGAAAAUUGUAGGUUAUGCAGUACUGUGGACUCUAAUGUCUUCCUAUUUUAAAUGUGAAAAAGCACUGGAUCAUGUUCCCCACUUCUUUUUUUAUUGUUACGGCAGAUGGAACACUUUAGUCCAGGUCACAGAUUUGCCACAGCCUUUGGCCGCAGGUGUCAGAAAAAGCAAGUUUUGGCAAUGAAAGAGGUACAGCUUUCAAGAAAGGCCGAUAAAGGCAUUAAACUAAAUGUAGAUUUACCUUUAAAACACUGCUGACUACUUCAGCAACACAUCUGUGCACUAUAAAGCACACUUACAAGUAGUUUCGUUUGUGCAAUUUAUUUUACCAAUUGUAUAUAUCAAUAGUAAAUCAUACGUUUGAUAUUUACUAAGGAAUAAUACACUCAGCUAGAAGAAAAACGCAAAUAGCAAAAUCCAAAAGGAGAUUUAAGAAUAGAUUAUAGCUUAAUACAUAAUAUACUAUUCAUCCAGAGAGGCAAUAAACCCAAAUUCACUAUUUUUUUUUAUUUUUUUUAUUUUAAUAUAUGCCAAUGAUGAUAAAAUAUUGAAUUACACAAUCAUUUGUUUUGGGUUUGCAGCCUACAAUUCUAGAAUAACUGGAUUGUUAGAUUAUAAAAUGAGAGAUUGCUUGUGUAACAUUUUACAGGACCCUACAUUCAGACUAGAACAGGGAUAGCUACAUCUUGACUCUUCAGCUAACAGGGACUAUAUAUCCCAUGAUGCUCAGGUGUAGUAUAGCGAUCCAGCUGUAGAGGCAAAGGUUGGUUAAAGGAUAGGAUGAGUUGAUGAUAAAAAUAUUUCUCUGUGUGGAGGAUAACUAUACAGAAUUCAGGUUAAGAUUGAUUUUAAUGUAGCCAUGCAAAAUAAUUUUUCAAUAGGUUUCCCGAAUUAGGGGCCAUAUGGUCCCCACACUGUUACAGACAAAAUAUAAGAGUCUUUAUUCUCUUCCAACAAAUUAACUAAACAUAUCAAAAUCAAUGUGUUCAAUGUUUGUUGAAAACUGGUAAACUGAAAAAAAACUUUUCACAAAAUCUUAUAGGGAUCUCAGUGUUCAGUGCAACCUCUAGUAGCAUCUAAUUUAUUAAAAUUAAUGGGAAAUAUUUGCACCAGUUAAUGGAAGCUGCUGGCCGGUUCCAUUCACUCAUGUGAGUGAUAACCAAUUUUGUUUCAAUGAAUGAGGUGCUCACAGCUGAAUUGCACAUAAACUGGCACAUAUGUUACAUGCACAGGCUCACGCUCAUUAUUUCUGCCUUAGGAAUUAUGGAAGGUGAGAGAUUGGCUGCGAGAUCUCGGUAGACGUGUGCAUUCGGUUUAAAACUAAUUUACAUUCGUCCAAAUUUUGGCCAAAGAGUGGGAUGUCCGAAUUUUGUUAACUCCAAAUUGCCAUAUGACUGAAUCACGAAACAACCAAAAUGGACAAUGAACAGUUUUGUUUGUUUUGGAGAUCUGCUAGUGCCACAAAAAUAUAUGAUGAUUAAAAAAAGAUGAUUGAUAGUUAGAGGAUAGCCAAUAUUUAUAUUAUUCACAGAUCAAUCGA